Messenger RNA from Scylla paramamosain (green mud crab), 2155 nucleotides. RefSeq lists its product as uncharacterized. Gene Ontology annotation, biological process: G protein-coupled receptor signaling pathway; response to pheromone. Lineage: Eukaryota; Metazoa; Arthropoda; Malacostraca; Decapoda; Portunidae. The coding region runs from base 88 to 1614 and encodes 508 amino acids. The record is from RefSeq and is a predicted model, not a curated record. The transcript has 8 exons.
CAAGAUCAAGAUAACUGAAGUAGAUGUCAACAUUGAGUGCUGUGUUGUGGUCGUCUUGUGGUUGUGUACAAGAGCUUGGCCUUAAGCAUGCACCACAGGAAGCAUAUUCAUGCCAAGAUAACAUCCCUACUUCUCAUAUUAGUGUACAUAAUAACAUCAUCCUAUGGAGUACAUAUAUCGGGAGAAUGGCGGACAGAAGACAAUUUUUUCCGCUUUUUAGCAAAAUUUGGUUUCCAAAAGACGUCUCCUGGGGAGCGUGUCCUUACCGAGGGUUAUAUUUUUGGUAACGUGACUGGUGACAACGGAAGCGGUGUGGGUACCCUGGCGCUGCUACCAAGACAAUUUUUUUUGGAUUUAUACAAGUAUAGAAGGAGAGCGGCUUCAGAUCCUAACUUGGCUUGUCGCCUGAUGUUUCAGGAAGUGCAGAAGGAAGCUUAUGAUGCGCAUUGUCAUGACUCUGGCCCUGAGGACUUCUUGCGGCGAGUGCCUUGCCCCAAGAACCAGCUGUGUCCUGAUGAAGACAACCCAACCCAUGUGGUGUCAGGGACCCAGCUGACCUACGCUGUACAAGAUAUCAACAGCCCAAGGUUUUGGUACCUGAGCUUUGUGGCCUGUGUCUGGAACUCAUCCACAUGUAAGUGGCAGAGAUCAAAUCAUAAUGCUUCUCUCCACUACCAACUCACCCUCGUCAAUGGUGACCCCAGUGCAGCUGACCACAACCCUUUUGAGUAUCAAUUCUCCUUUGACAAACAGGACACCGUGGAAAUCUACCUGGUGUGUGUGGUGUUUUAUGGGUGCAUUUUGGUGCCUCUCCAGGUGUAUGCUGCCUGUCGCCAGAUUCAUCCAAUCACUCGCCUCUUCACAGCAGUUUUGGUUGUACAGUUGGCUGGCCUACUAUUUGACACAUUGCACCUGCUGGUGUUUUCAUUUGAUGGUGAGGGUAUUGAGGGUAUUAACAUUGCUGGAGACCUCUUCAACAUCUUAGCCCAGUCAUUGUUCAUGAUGCUGCUUCUGCUCCUGGCAAAGGGUUGGGCCAUCACCCGUAUGAUGCUUACCCGUCGACUCUUGCUGUUUGCCCUGUGGGGCCUCUACUCCAUCCUUAUCCUGACCCUUUACUUCUGGAACAUGACUGAGGUGGAUGUGGUGCAAGACAUCGAUGAAUACCAGACAUGGCCAGGUUGGUUGACACUGGGUCUGCGAGUACUCAUCAUGGUGUGGUUUCUUGGAGAGCUACGCCACACAAUGACGUAUGAGCACAACACAAACAAACUCAACUUCUUCCUGCACUUUGGGGCUGCCACUCUGGUUUGGUUCAUAUAUCUCCCAGUGGUGGCCCUCAUAGCCCUACAGGUGUCUCCUCUAUGGCGGUACAAACUUCUAUUAGGGUUUACUUACUCAGCUGAUUUACUGGCUCACUCUGUCAUGACCUACCUUUUGUGGCCAGACCGCUCAGAGCAAUACCUUUUACUGGCUUAUGAAGCUGACCUCUCUAGUGAGUUGGAAGAGUUCAAUGAGGCACCACAUGUUCUCAACCACCCUAAGGACACCACCUUAUUAACACCACUUUGUGACACAGAGAGCAAUCACUCCACAUUAUUGAAAAUUCAUACCUGAAGCUGUUUGUCAGUGAGUCUGAGGAGUUGUGCUCUAAAGGUUUGUGAUACAAAAUUACUGGUAAUUUGUAAAUAUUUUUUUUGUGUAGUCAAGGUAUUUGUAGAAGAGAGUGCUGUAUAGUGACAUUAUUUUAUGAGAAUCAAAUUAUGAUGAUAAAAGUUGGUGUUGGUUGCCAGUGAUAUAAAGUAACUGUCUUGAGCUGAAGUAAUAUGUAUCAGGAUUCCUUCAGUGGUGUGCUAGCUUUGAAUAUUUACAGAGUAAAGAGGAUUCAGUAGAAUCCUCAAGAUGUAGAGUCCGGAUGGCUAAAAGGUUGUCAAUAGUUUAGAGGUCAUGGUAUUUAUAUAAAAAAAAAAAAAUGAGUGCCAAAAGCAUUGAAAGCAUUUUGAUAUUGUAAAUAUUAUAUAUGUUUUUACUUUUCAAACCUAUAUUUGUGUAAAAAAGUGAAAAGGCAUGUAAAAUUAAUUUAAUAUAACUCUGUUGAUGAUUCUCACUGGACGUUGUGUUAAUGUAAAAAGAAUCAAUACAGUAUAUUAUUCCAUUA